AUGUCUCAGGGAAGAGGCAGUGUUGGUAAAGCCAUGCUCAUCAUGGUUGCACUACUUUGCUUACUAGUUCACUCUGCCCCGGUUCAUGCGGCAACGUAUACAGUCGGAGAUGCGGAUGGCUGGAUCUAUGACGUGGUUAACUGGCCUAAUGGAAAGACCUUCAAGGCUGGUGAUGUCCUAGUGUUUAACUACUUGCCAGAGGUUCACAAUGUGGUUGAGGUUGAUAUAAAUGGCUACAAUAGGUGUAAGGCUCCUGCAGGUUCAAAAGUCCAUAAUAGUGGAAAUGAUAAGAUAACUCUGGUUAAAGGUACCAACUCCUUCAUCUGUACCUUCGAGGGGCACUGUCUUCAAGGGAUGAAGAUCACCGUGACUGCAAAAUAA
Vitis vinifera (wine grape) is the source of this 381-nucleotide messenger RNA. RefSeq names its product basic blue protein. The record is from RefSeq and is a predicted model, not a curated record. The transcript is spliced from 2 exons. Gene Ontology annotation, molecular function: electron transfer activity. The coding region runs from base 1 to 381 and encodes 126 amino acids. Gene Ontology annotation, cellular component: plasma membrane. NCBI's taxonomy places the organism in Eukaryota, Viridiplantae, Streptophyta, Magnoliopsida, Vitales, Vitaceae.